AUGUCGUACAUCGGUAAUGCGUCGGACGUGGAGCAGGAGAAGAACCUGUCGGAGUACCGGCGCCAGCGCAGCUCGAGCAAUCUGAUGUCGUCCGGCGGCAAGCAGUCGGUCGGUAGCCCCAAAAUGUCCGACGUCCUGUGGAACGACAAGCGCGCGGCCAGCCGCAACGUGAACGCCAGCGACGACGACGACUCGGAGGUGUCGGACAGCGAGAACUUCCUCGCCAAGGGCGCCUUUCUGCUGACGCCGUCGCACGAGCUGUCGAUGGACCGGGCGGCGCUGAUCUGCGAGAAGAUGAACUUCAAGGGGUGCUUCAGCCUGACCAAGACCGCCACCGGCAUCCUGUUCAAGUUCUCCAACCCGGAGGACUACCAGGCGGUCUUCAAGAAGGGCUUCCAUAAGGUGACCGGCGCCCGGUUCUACAAAAAGAUCGCCAUCCCCUGCCGACCGCAGAAGACAUUCAUGCUGUACGUAUUCGACGUACCGGAGGACCUGCCCGAGGAGGACAUCCGGCACUCGCUGUACCGCUUCAACUCGGUCGUCGAGGUCGUCCGGUUGGUCGUGCACUACCAGAAGCCCGCGGUUCAGCCGGAUCCCGGACAGCUGCACGCGGCUGGAGCAGGCACGCCGCAGCCGAAGCCGCAGGUGCCGAAGCUGCCCACCGCCAAGCCGAUCGACGAGCAGGACGUGGCGCUGCAGAAAGAAUCGCCACCGCCACCGAUUCGCAUCACACUCGCCUCACUCGAUGAGUACAACCACCUACUGCAGAACGGGCUGGACUUCUACGGGGCCACUUUCUUCCCCACCGAGGCCCAGCUGCCGCCGCACGCCGCUAAGAUAGCUACCAAACGAGGAACGCGCAUGAUCGAUGGCAGCAUUCCUGGGCGUGUGCGCGAGCUGCUUCCGGUGUUCGACGCAGCCGGCUUUAGCAAAAUUCCGCCCCCGGCAUCAAAAACGAUUAAACCGCGCCCAUAA
Molecule: messenger RNA, 975 nt
Organism: Anopheles coustani
Lineage: Eukaryota; Metazoa; Arthropoda; Insecta; Diptera; Culicidae
Exons: 3
Coding region: 1-975 (324 amino acids)
Source: RefSeq, a predicted model, not a curated record